GCGAUCAAAAGUAGUUUACCGGUGUGUAUAGGACGUUGCUGACAAUAUCACAGGACAGUAGGGAUUGUUAUGGGGAUCUGAUUUUGGUGCGGAGCUUAUCUAUAGACAUUUAGAAAAAUCAAUGAAGGAUACAGGAUCUGUUCAAAAGCUUUCACCGAAAUCCGAGAUGGAUCCUAACCAGAGCGUGAAGUGUAAAAUCGUUGUCGUUGGGGACAGCCAGUGUGGAAAAACUGCUCUACUUCACGUCUUUGCAAAAGAUUGCUUUCCAGAGAACUAUGUCCCAACUGUGUUUGAGAACUACACAGCCAGUUUUGAAAUCGACACGCAAAGAAUAGAACUUAGUCUCUGGGACACUUCAGGAUCUCCAUACUAUGACAAUGUGCGACCGCUCUCCUACCCAGACUCUGAUGCAGUCCUCAUCUGCUUUGAUAUCAGCAGACCAGACACCCUGGACAGUGUACUGAAGAAGUGGCGAGUAGAGAUCCAGGAGUUUUGUCCCAACACCAAGAUUCUGCUGGUGGGAUGCAAGUCAGACCUCCGCACAGACCUCACCACACUGGUGGAACUGUCCAAUCACAGACAGACACCCGUGUCAUAUGAUCAGGGCUCCAACAUGGCCAAGCAGAUCAGUGCUCCCUACAUCGAGUGUUCAUCCCUGCAGUCUGAGAACAGCGUCAGAGACAUCUUCCACGUGGCCACGCUUGCGUGCGUCAACAAGAGCAACAAGAACGUCAAACGCAACAAAUCCUCCAGGGGCACCAAGAGGAUCUCGCACAUGCCCAGCAGGCCCGAACUCACCGCUGUCACAUCAGACCUGCGUAAAGACAAGGCCAAGAGCUGUACAAUAAUGUGAUUGGUUGGGGUAGGGAGACUGACUGGACUGUGGGAGGAGCAGGCAGGUGAUGGGGACUGGACACUUUGCAUAGAGCCCCUCCCACUCAACUCACACGCAAAGGAGUGAGAAGGCGAGUUAGCGCUGCACUUUAAAUCCGCUUCUCCACUGGUUUGUAUUGAUGCAAAACAUAAACUUACAUCAAGCUCCCCUAGUCUGCGCCAUAGGAGAAGUUCACCAGGAGACUGAAGGAAACCGGACACUGGAGCCCAUCUGAGGCUUCAGAAUUGGGUUUUGGUUUAUUUUUAAGGCCAAGAUGGUCAACAACACUUUGACAUAAACUACAAGAAAGAGAUGGAAGACAUGCUGACUUCUGUCGGUCCUCAAAAGCUUUCUUUACCCCAGGAAAUAAUGUUUUUGGUCCAGCAAUUACAUCAUAACCUUUUGGUCUGGGAUCUGGACAGGAAAAGAGCUAAAGUGGUAUCAGGUUUUAAUUUUAUCUUCAGAAAGAUAUGAGAAGUGGUAUGGUGGUGGAUUCACCACUGAGUGACAAGAUUGUUGUUUAGAAGCAAGAGACUGCCGCUGUGUUCUGCUACAGUAAAAUGGAUCAAGAAGACAAAUGGAUCUCUUGCACUGGCCCCUGGUUCUGGCACUUACAGACGAAGUUACUAAAAGACAGAAACACUGGUUCGUUCACAUUGCCCAUCUUCUCCCCCUUUCUCUUUUGUUUCUGCCUUUAUGAGUUUGCCAAAUGAGAUGUUUGUUAUAAGCUGUUGCACACUGUUACGAAAGAUCUGAAAGCCUUUUUACUAUGUUUUGCUCCUUUGCAUAUCGUUCUAGUGCUGUUUUUAAACCUCAGCAUAGUCUGAACCCUUUGUUUUGCUGUUUAUCAUUUACAACCAAAAAAGCUUGACAGAGCGUUGAAAUCGCUUACAAAGUAGCUCUCUGGCAACGACUAAUGUGAUAAGCUGUGUAACGACCAUGACCAAUGAUUUUGAAGGAUGUGCUACAGUAUCUCUGAGGACAUAUCCUACACCCCUGCUCUUCUGUCACACUUCUGUCACUGGGAUGACUGCGCUCCCUGCUCUUCUCUCCCUGGCAUCGCAAGAGUUACGGGCAGCACAGCUGCCCAGUACAUGUGGUGCACACCCAUGCCGAGCUUAAUUAAGGGCUUAAACAUGGCCAGUGCUGAUCAAGCCACUGAGCUUCGGUUAUCGGCUCAGAAGACCAUUGCACAGAUCUUUUCAAGGAUGUCCUGGGCUAUGCAAUGUGAGGAUUCUUAUCGAACUCCAAGAAGGACAAUGGUCUGUAAAGACAAGUCUAGUUAUCAAUGUUUGCUGGUUCAUGACCUGUACAGUGCUGUUAUUGAUUUGGGGCGGCAGUGGUUAGCCUAGUGGUUAGAGCAUUGGAUUAGUAACCGAAAGGUUGCAAGUUCAAAUCCCCGAGCUGACAAGGUACAAAUCUGUCGUUCUGCCCCUGAACAGGCAGUUAACCCACUGUUCCUAGGCCGUCAUUGAAAAUAAGAAUUUGUUCUUAACUGACUUGCCUAGUUAAAUAAAGUUAAAAUAAAUACAUUUCUGUGUGGAGUGCUAGGGCAGACUACAUAUUACUCACACUGUUCAUCUCUGGUACAGAGGCACCACAUUCGUAGCCUACUCUUGAUUCAAAUACAAUUGCUAUUUGAUAACGAAUGUGACCAGCACACUGGGGCAGUAGGCUAAGUCCAGUAGCUAAGUAGAACUAGCCCGUAGCUAUAGCGCAUGGCGGCAGGUAACCUUGCGGUUAAGAGCAUUGGGCCAGUAACCGAAAGGUCGUUGGUUCGACUCCCCAAGGUGGGGAAAAAUCAGGCCUUCUGCCCUUGAGCAAGACUGUUAACCAUCUGCGCCUGGGGAACAGUUGGGGAUGUGGAUGUCGAUUUAAGGCAGCCGCUCCCCCAUACCACCUCUGAGGGGUUUGGUUAAAUGCAGAAGACUCGUUGUUGUGCAACUGAGAGGUAUCCCCCUUUCUCUCCACCCCUCCAAGCAGUUGCUGUUAAACUAGAUUUACAUCUUUCACAUCUAACAGUUACAAUUUCAGUUGUCUCCGCAGCAUAGUAAGUACUUGGGUGUUGUUGGUGUUUGAAGUCUGUUGAGCUGAUUUCAGAACAGCCCCCCAAGGCAGUAUAUCAGCUAGCGGGGGAAGCCUUAGCUCUCAGUAUGAAAAAAUUGUAAAUUAAAGUUCAGAAUGUGUUAGCUGUAGAAUAUCAACCUUUUUUUUUUUAAUGUUUAGUCCAUUUGUAUGUAUGUUUUGACAGUAUUUAUUGAAGUUAUAUAUUUUACCUUUUUGAAAAUAAAGUUCAAUGUACAGUA
Molecule: messenger RNA, 3180 nt
Organism: Oncorhynchus kisutch (coho salmon)
Lineage: Eukaryota; Metazoa; Chordata; Actinopteri; Salmoniformes; Salmonidae
Product: rho-related GTP-binding protein RhoE
Exons: 5
Coding region: 122-853 (243 amino acids)
Biological process (GO): small GTPase-mediated signal transduction
Molecular function (GO): GTP binding; GTPase activity
Source: RefSeq, a predicted model, not a curated record